AAAUGUCAACAACUUGAACAGACAACCUGUAGGCUAUUAUCAAGUUUUUGUUUGUUACAGAAGUAAAUAUGAGUGGGAAUAGAGGAGAGGCAGCUGGGGUCGGGGGAGGUCUACAUUAUACCAACUCUCGUCUUGCCUCUGUCCCAGCCCCCAACCCUUCCUCUAUAAUACCCAGUACACCUGGAAACAUGACCAGAAUAGUCACAUCGGCAUCAGACAAUGCAGCAGUGGCUCGUGCCAGUAAUGGACUGCCCAAUGAGUCACGAAGUAUUGUGGACCUGCUGAACAGCUCACCAAACUUAAUGAGUUCAUUGACAUCCCCCGGUCACCACAGAACACAAAAGUGGAAUGGCCCUGGAAAGUGGUGUGCGGAAGCGGAAGUUGUCCGAUACGGGGGAGGACAUUGGUUCAAGACGGAGAAGAAUUGCGGAACACAAGGCGGUGCGUUUAAAAAGAAUACAGAAGGAAUAUGUGGAACAUGUCACGGAGUUGCUGACUCUGGAAGGGUGUAG
Messenger RNA from Homalodisca vitripennis (glassy-winged sharpshooter), 512 nucleotides. RefSeq lists its product as uncharacterized. The coding region runs from base 69 to 512 and encodes 147 amino acids. NCBI's taxonomy places the organism in Eukaryota, Metazoa, Arthropoda, Insecta, Hemiptera, Cicadellidae. The record is from RefSeq and is a predicted model, not a curated record. The transcript is spliced from 2 exons.